AGAUGGUCUAACCCUCUUCCCCGUCCGCCGCCACAGGCGGACGCCCGCGCCGCCGUCACCAACUUACCUCUCCGGCUGCCGCCGCAGCUGCCCCCGUCGGUUCCUCCUCCCCCGGCUGGCUCGCGACGAAUAGGUAGCAGAACUUUGUAUCAACAAGAUGGUGCAGUACAAUUUCAAGAAAAUUACUGUUGUCCCUCCUGGGAAGGACUUCAUUGACAUAAUCUUGUCCCGCACUCAGAGGCAGACACCAACUGUUGUCCACAAGGGGUAUGCUAUCUCCCACAUUCGCCAGUUUUAUAUGCGCAAGGUCAGGUAUUCCGAGCAGAACUUCUAUGAAAAGCUAUCCACAAUCAUCGAUGAGUUCCCUCGUCUAGAUGACAUCCACCCUUUUUACGGUGAUCUCCUCCAUGUCCUCUAUAACAAGGAUCACUACAAACUUGCCUUGGGCCAGAUUAACACUGCCAGGAACAUUAUUGCAAAGAUCUCCAAGGACUAUUUGAGUCUGCUCAAGUAUGGAGACUCCUUGUACCGUUGCAAGUGCCUGAAGAUAGCUGCACUAGGUCGCAUGUGUACUGUUACAAAGAGAAUCGGUCCUACUUUUGGCAUAUCUGGAGCAGAUCAGGCAGCACAUGGCCAGGCUUCCAUCCAUAGACCCAAACACCCGGACUAUAUUGAUUUGUGUCUAUCCAAAUGUAGGGAAGAGCUCUUUCAUGAACAAGGUUACAAGGGCAGAUGUGGAUGUCCAGCCUUAUGCUUUUACAAUGAAAUCCCUGUUUGUUGGUCACACAGAUUACAAGUACCUGCGCUACCAAGUGAUUGACACUCCAGGGAUCCUUGAUCGGCCUUUUGAGGAUAGGAACAUCAUAGAAAUGUGCAGCAUCACUGCUCUUGCACACUUGAGAGCUGCUGUGCUGUUCUUUUUGGAUAUUUCUGGAUCUUGUGGGUACAGUAUUGCUCAGCCGGCUGCACUAUUCCACAGUAUCAAGUCCUUUUUCAUGAAUAAGCCUCUAGUCAUUGUGUGCAAUAAGACUGACUUGCAGCCUCUAGAAGGUCUUUCUGAGGAGGUCAUGACGCUUGUAAUGGAGAUUAAGGCAGAGGCAAUGAAAACUAUUGCUCAAGCUGGUGAUGCUAAUGAAGAGGAUGUUUUGUUGACUAUGAGCAAUUUAACAGAUGGUGUAAUGGCUGUUAAAAAUGCUGCAUGUGAGAGGCUUCUUGAACAGAGGGUGGAUAUAAAGAUGAAAUCAAAGAAGAUGGUCGACUGCUUGAAUAGGUUUCAUGUUGCUAUGCCAAAGCCUCGUGACAACAAGGAAAGGCCUGUUUGCAUCCCUGCGUCUGUUCUGGAAGCUCGGGCAAUUGCUGCUGCGAAGGAAAAGAAGAAAUUCGAGAAGGACCUUGAGAAUGAGAAUGGAGGUGCUGGGGUGUAUUCUGCAAGUCUUAAGAAGCAUUAUAUAUUGGCCAAUGAUGAAUGGAAGGAAGAUAUUCUGCCUGAGAUAUUGGAUGGCCAUAAUGUUGCCGAUUUUCUGGAUCCAGAUAUCCUGGAAAGGUGUGAAGAGUUGGAAAGAGAGGAGGGGCUUCGUCUUGAAGAGCAAGCUGCACAAUAUGCUUUCCAGAUUGAUGGCCAUGAGUUAACUACAGAGCAGCGUGAAAUUUUGUCUCAGUUAGGAAAAAGAAGGCAUUGCUCAUCCAAGAACAUAGAAUGAAGAAGAGAACUGCAGAAAGCCGUCCUAUUGUUCCUAGGAAGUUUGACAAAGAUAGGAAAUUCACAACUGAUAGAAUGGGGCGGCAGCUUUCCACUAUGGGCUUGGAUCCUAAUGUAGCUAGGGAUGAAAACGGUCGGAAAUGAUCCGAAGAAGCCUCCAUCAUUUUCAUUUUCACAUUUUUUCUCG
This is a messenger RNA of Phragmites australis (common reed), 1886 nucleotides long. RefSeq names its product nucleolar GTP-binding protein 1-like. The record is from RefSeq and is a predicted model, not a curated record. Gene Ontology annotation, molecular function: RNA binding; GTPase activity; GTP binding. NCBI's taxonomy places the organism in Eukaryota, Viridiplantae, Streptophyta, Magnoliopsida, Poales, Poaceae. The transcript has 2 exons. Gene Ontology annotation, cellular component: nucleolus. The coding region runs from base 630 to 1700 and encodes 356 amino acids. Gene Ontology annotation, biological process: ribosomal large subunit biogenesis.